Messenger RNA from Daphnia magna, 743 nucleotides. It is a transcript of the gene EMC6, whose product is annotated as ER membrane protein complex subunit 6. The coding region runs from base 227 to 577 and encodes 116 amino acids. Gene Ontology annotation, cellular component: membrane; EMC complex; endoplasmic reticulum. NCBI's taxonomy places the organism in Eukaryota, Metazoa, Arthropoda, Branchiopoda, Diplostraca, Daphniidae. The record is from RefSeq and is a predicted model, not a curated record. The transcript has 7 exons. Gene Ontology annotation, biological process: protein folding in endoplasmic reticulum; autophagosome assembly.
UCCAUUGCAAGCGACUCGCGUCGCCACAUUUGCGAUCGCGAGUGAAAAAGGGAAAUAGUGGAUUGUGGAAUAGCUAUUGUUUACAUCAAAGUGCCCAGGCAACAAAUCCGCAGGCGAUAUUCUAUUACUCUGGCACAGCUGUCGCCGCCAUUGAAGUAAAACUAUAACAAAUACACGAGUCUGGAAGCAAAAGUUUACUCACAUAGGACAAUAAACGGAUCUCACCAUGGCUUCCAAGAAUAAAUCUCGUGUAAUAGAAAAAAAUAAUGGAGAUGUAUUAGCUUUCAGUGAGGGUGCAAUCAGAAAUAAUGCGAUGGUAGUUGAAUACUGUCGAACAUCAAUGGCUGCACUUGGUGGAACUGCUGCUGGAAUUUUGGGCUUGACUAGUCUUUACGGCUUUGUGUUCUACAUAUUUUGUGCCGUUGCAAUAUGGCUUCUUCUGUUACUGAAAGCAGGACCACAUUGGCAAAAGUAUUUUACCAGCAGAAGUUCAUUGCUGUCUAGUGGACUGAGUGGUGGACUAAUUACAUAUGUUCUUUUCUGGACGUUCAUCUAUGGGAUGGUGCAUGUCUACUAGGAAGCGUGUAGGGCUUGUCUCAUCAUUUCCACUGUUAAUUGAAACACCUCAUCCCAUCUUUGCCUCAAAAGAGGAAAAGAAAUGAUAAUACUUUCAUUGUCAGUCUGUAUUUUGUUUUGUAUCUGCUGAUAGAUUGAAUGUCAUUUAAACAUUUCAAAGAUUUAAA